UCUGAGAGGAGGAGUAUCUGUUGCAGUAACAACAUCCUGCAUAUUGGAGCCUGGCGGCGCACACGGCUACAGAAAUAAAGGCAUAGGAAGGCGCUGAUAAUCGCCAAUUCAGUGCACAGAGGCAGGGACAUUAACAUGAACUUGGCUACGUGUUCUUUCGUGCAUUAAUUGUGGAUUUAUUGUCCAUGGCGCCGAUUUAUCCCGAGGCACCGACAAGGUGAUGCGGCAGUGGCAGGACGCGAUCGGUCCGCUACACGGCUGCCAGCUAAAUGCCUUUACUGGAGGAAAAAAAGGCGCAGCACACGUCCGCCGAGGCCGGCAUAUAUAAUAUUAAAAUAGGGCAUUAUGUAUAGAAAGUCAUCGUUCUAUAUAUAGCGUGUAUAUACCCAGUAGUUGCAGUUUAUUUUCAUUAUUGUAUCGGCUGGUCAGUUUGACUCUUGAUAUCCGUCUCCGGUUGCCACGGCAUCAAGCGGAUCAGGCCUGCGCUGAACACCGUUUCCGUGCUAUUUACCGUUUAAUGUGACGGCAACUUUUACGUUUAACGUAAGCAAACGAGCUAAGCGAAUACCUCGAAUGCUAUAAUAUUAGACCAAUCGUAAUCCUCUGCCAAUUUCUUUUACAUUUACAUAACGAGCUUUACUCAAGCUGUUCUUGUAUCGAUAAAAUAUCAGUGUGUUGCAAGUUUAUGGUAAAUAAUACGUCUUAUCGGCGGCGAGGGCGGACUUGCCGUUUAUCGUAAAGAUUACGACUCGACCCAGCCCGCCUUGACAUCAAGAAGCGUUUGGAUCAUGGAUCAGAAUGAUAAAAAGACUCAUACGAGCAAGAGGAAUCAAUUUUUCUGAUCUACAGAACAACCGUCCUUUCUCUGAGAUAAACACACAUUCGGCAGCAAAGCUUGUACUCACCACAAUGAGAUAGUGUUGCAGACGCAAAACCAAAGCCUUGACCCUUGUCCCACCAUAUUCCAAUUCAUUAUCAAAAUAUGACCACGCCGGCUCUUUUGCCACUUUCGGGACGUAGGAUACCCACCCUCUCGCCAGGUGCCUCCUCAUUCCCCCACCACAGAGCCACCUUACGGCUCUCAGAGAAGUUCAUACUCCUCCUCAUCCUCAGUGCCUUCAUCACAUUGUGCUUUGGAGCGUUUUUCUUUCUACCGGACAAUUCCAAACACAAGCGGUUUGACUUUGGUUUGGAGGACGUGUUGAUACCGCACAUCGAGUCGGAGAAAGAGACGAGGCACAGCGGCCAAAAGGUCAUACAUGGUGUGGGGGCACAUGAUGAGCAUCGGCACAGGGAGGAGGAGGAGAGCCUUCGUGACAAGAUACGAGCAGAUCAUGAGCGAGCGCUGCAGGAAGCCAAGGAGAAGCUUCGCAAGUCCAAAGAGGAGCUGAAGGCGGAGAUCCAGACAGAGAAGACCAAGGUGGCUGAGGACCUGAAGAAGAAAGAUGGACCCAAACCACUGCCUCCAGUACCCAUGCCUAAACUUGUAGGGGUCAACGAUGGUGACCCAGGGGACCCUGAUGUCAAGGAAAAAAGGGACAAAAUCAGAGAGAUGAUGAAACAUGCGUGGGACAGCUACAGACAAUACGGCUGGGGCCACAACGAGCUCAAACCCAUCGCCAAGAAAGGACAUUCCACCAAUAUCUUCGGUAAUUCCCAGAUGGGGGCCACCAUAGUAGACGCCCUGGACACCCUGUACAUAAUGGGCCUCCAUGAUGAGUUUAAGGACGGCCAGGAGUGGAUCGAACAAAACUUAGAUUUUAGUGUGAACGCAGAAGUAUCUGUCUUUGAGGUCAACAUCCGCUUCAUUGGAGGGCUUCUGGCUGCAUAUUACCUAUCCGGACAGGAGGUUUUUAAGGUGAAGGCUGUCCAGCUAGCAGAGAAGCUGCUUCCUGCCUUCAACACCCCAACAGGCAUCCCGUGGGCCAUGGUCAACCUGAAGAGUGGUGUGGGGCGAAACUGGGGCUGGGCGUCAGCUGGAAGCAGUAUUCUGGCUGAGUUUGGGACGCUUCACAUGGAGUUUGUGCACCUGACAUAUCUGACAGGAAACCCUGCCUACUAUCAGAAGGUGAUGCACAUACGGAAGCUGCUGGCUAAGAUGGACAGACCCAACGGGCUCUACCCCAAUUACUUGAACCCUCGUACAGGACGCUGGGGCCAGCAUCACACCUCUGUGGGCGGGCUGGGUGAUAGUUUUUAUGAAUACCUGCUGAAGGCUUGGCUCAUGUCUGACAAAACCGACACAGAAGCUCGAAAGACCUACGACGAUGCCAUCGAGGCUAUCGAGCGUCACCUCAUCCGUAAGUCCAACGGUGGUCUUACUUUCAUUGGGGAGUGGAAAAACGGUCAUUUGGAGCGCAAGAUGGGUCACCUGACCUGCUUUGCUGGAGGCAUGUUUGCCUUGGGGGCUGAUGGUUCACCGGAUGAUAAAGCGGGACACUAUCUGCAGCUCGGAGCAGAGAUUGCCCACACCUGCCACGAAAGCUACGAUCGCACUGUGCUAAAGCUCGGACCAGAAGCCUUUAAGUUUGACAGCGGUCUGGAGGCGGUAGCCGUGAGACAGAACGAGAAGUACUACAUCCUGAGACCAGAGGUCAUCGAGACAUACUGGUACAUGUGGAGAUUCACCCACGACCCCAAAUACAGGCAGUGGGGCUGGGAGGCAGCACAGGCCAUUGAUAAAUACUGUCGAGUCAGUGGAGGAUUCACUGGUGUUAAAGACGUCUACUCCUCCAACCCCACCUACGACGACGUCCAGCAAAGCUUCUUCCUGGCUGAAACUCUCAAAUAUCUGUAUCUACUUUUCUCCAGCGAUGAGCUGUUGCCUCUUGAGAGCUGGGUUUUCAACACGGAGGCUCACCCCCUGCCGGUCCUGCACCUGGGUAACAUCACAUUGCCUGGAAGUGAGCCCCAGCGAUAGAGUGGACUCACCGGGGGGGCGUCCUCCCCCCUCAUUCGCCCCUUUUUUGUACGCCUCCCUCCUUCAGAAAGACAGGGUGAAGAAGAGGAGAGAACUUUCUCCACCUAAUACAGUGUCCUCCUGGACUGUAAAUGAUGUGACUGCAGCGACCGGGGGAGACCAAAACAAAUCUGACACUCUUUAUGUACGUCUCUCGCAUAUAUUCUCGCUGAAUCUGCUCACGGAUUUCAGUCACGCGUGUCUUUCCUUGUGACUGUGAACGGAGCGCCGCACGGUCUUACACAUCUGUACACACAACCCUCACAGACAAAACAAACAGCACUGGUACGAUGCUGUCGAUUAUCAGACAAAAUGGACUUUCUGGAUGAUGUGUCACUGGGAAAAGGAUUUUGGCACUUUUGUUUUCCCCUAAUUUGGCAGCAUUUAGUGUUAUCGGCUCAGUGCUAAAUCACAGCAAAAUGAAGGAUAAAUGUAUCUCGGACCAGACAGCCUUUGGAGCCUCACGCUCUCUGAGCUGGAACUGUAGCGCUUUGGGCUUCUGGAAGAUAGCGGAUGUUGGAUGUGACCUCUUGUGAAAUCUCUUUCCAGACGAGGAUAAAUUUAGGCCAGAGGCAGACGGGGAUGAGCCUUCCUCUCUUACCAAGAUUUCUGUGCGCUCUACCCGAACAUUCUGUUGUCUGUAUUCUGCAGGUUGUAAUGCUUUUGGUUUAAGGUUAGUGGGUAUAAAAACUUUGGUUAUUCACAUACAUGUGCUGCUAUUAAACAGCUGCUGCCUGUGAAUCAGCCUACAUCAUACAGGUAUCAUCUGUUCAUUCCUGGAAUAUCUGCAUUUCAUCUCUUUUCAUUCCCAACUUUCUUUGCAUUCAUUCUGUAUCAGUCAUUGAGUCAAUGUCAUUCAUUCUGCAUUUCUAAAGCAGAAGUUUGAUGCGUUUGAUGUUUGGUCCAUCACACAAUUGGUAACAUUUAAUAAGUAGUGUCUUCACAAUGCUUAGUAUACGUUGUCAUAAUUUGUUUUUAUUUGUUAAUCUUGGACCUAAUUCAACAACAGAUUUACCACUAGUUGUAGCCAACAGGAGAGAGAUUUUUAUACAGUAUGUGGCACUUGGAUUUAAGAAAAUACACUGUGCCAUGUACAGGUAAACCAGAAUAAAUCAAAUAUACUCUAAAAUGGUGUUUGCUGAGAGGUUUUGCAUACAACUGCAUUAUAAAAGUAAAUUUAAUACCUCUAUCCUUAAUACCUGGAUUAGUCAAAUGAAGAAACAUGGAUUUUUUGUAAGCAUUUCACUUCACUCCCCUCAUAUGUUUCAGUCAUAACCAGGAUUUUAACAUGGUUAACAUGCAUAACGUAACACUUGGGUGUGUUUUUUUUUUUUUUAAAUAAGAGAGCACGGAGCAGCCAAUCACAAUUACUCUGAUUCAACAAGACCUACAUCCAAUCAUGUUGAAUUUAUUUUGUUUAAUGUUUUUUUGGUUUAAUUCACCUUAAUGAAUAUGAUGUUUCUGUAAUUAUAUGCUCAGCCUUAGUCUGAUUCCUGUUUUUAUUUCUUAUUUUUAUUUAUCGUAUCCGGUCUGUAGAAUGAAGCAUCCUCAAACUCAG
Misgurnus anguillicaudatus (oriental weatherfish) is the source of this 4517-nucleotide messenger RNA. It is a transcript of the gene man1a2, whose product is annotated as mannosidase, alpha, class 1A, member 2. Gene Ontology annotation, cellular component: extracellular exosome; Golgi membrane; endoplasmic reticulum. Gene Ontology annotation, biological process: carbohydrate metabolic process; mannose trimming involved in glycoprotein ERAD pathway. The record is from RefSeq and is a predicted model, not a curated record. Gene Ontology annotation, molecular function: mannosyl-oligosaccharide 1,2-alpha-mannosidase activity; calcium ion binding. Lineage: Eukaryota; Metazoa; Chordata; Actinopteri; Cypriniformes; Cobitidae.